This is a messenger RNA of Drosophila simulans, 2549 nucleotides long. It is a transcript of the gene mtsh, whose product is annotated as protein mitoshell. Lineage: Eukaryota; Metazoa; Arthropoda; Insecta; Diptera; Drosophilidae. The coding region runs from base 197 to 2122 and encodes 641 amino acids. The transcript is spliced from 6 exons. The record is from RefSeq and is a predicted model, not a curated record.
AGCCUUUUCGAUUGAUUGGCAACUCUGAUGAACGUUUUGAAAAGAAUUUCCUUUUCUGUCCUGAAUCCCUAGAGAGCAGACGUCUCUUACUUUUAGUGAAAUAUUCGGCACCUGCCACUGUGUAGUUAGGGAAUACCAACACUUCAGACCGUUUUUUUUUUUAUUCAGAUUUAGAACCCAACAUCCAGGAAGGAUCAUGAACAUACCCAUUUACCAAGUGCCCUCGGUGACCAUGCAGUCGCUGCACCAGCAAUCUUUGUACCAGCAAACCUAUUUGGAUCGCAAUCGCAUGGUCACCGAUGUAUUUGUGCAGGAACACGUUUCGCAGAGCUCUUGGUCAAUGGCCGGUUCAUCGGCUGUUUUUAUACCAGGCCCCAUUAUGACCGGUAGUACCCAUGGACACUGCCAUCAUAGCGCGACUGUAUGUCCUCCAUUUGCGGCCUAUAUGCCCUUUCCGGGCAUGCAGUACUAUGCGGCAAGCUCAGCCACGAUGAACGCCUAUGGCCAUAAUCAGGUGUAUUCUUCUCGUGCUUCGGCCUCCGUCGGUUUCUAUUUGCCACAGUACAAUGCAAGCUGCAAUCAUGUACAGCCGAAAAAGACAUUCUGUGCGGCUCAAACGCAGACCCAGGAGCCGGUUAGGACCAGUUGCGAUGUGGGCACCCAGGUGGAUUUGGAUGCUGAAGAAUUACGUUUGGAGGCUAGGAAGCCAAAACCAGAAAGUGUUGUUCCUGAAGAAUCGAGCAUUAGUUCAUUGGAAAGCGGCGCAGGCGAUGGUUUGGGAGUCCAAAGAACGCUGCGCAACUCGGAGAUAAAGCUGCUGGAGCAGCGCCUCCAUGAUAUUACCAGAGUUUCACUGCAUGGCAGUGAGAUAGCCGAACGCCUGGCCAAUGCCCAUCACCAUCGUCCGUGCUUCAAGAAGAUCGAUACACUGUGUGCCCGCCUGAAGCAGGAUCUCCUGCGUCCGGAUGGCGUGCUGCCAAAUAUAAACUCACAGGGCAUUGCUUGGGCCGUUAAGGAUUUCAUAUUCGUCUUCACCCGCAUUGUAAAUGCCUGGGUCAUACUGAAGGGCUACGUGUAUAACACUCCCGAUGCUUUGAACAAGAUUAAAGAUGAGCUACCGAUGGGCUUUAUGGCUUCCUUUGAUUCUUGGCAGGUCGCGACCCUGUCCAUCGUUAAGAUGAUUAUAAAAUCCUUUGUAAAUCUGGAUGAGCUGCUGCAGAAGCAGAAAAACAGCUUUACCGGAAAGGAUGGGGCUCCAAUUAACCAAAGCAAUAGCAUCUCUCUAAGAAGUUUUAUAGAUAGCAACGAUAGCAGCGGCUUGGGACAGAAGUGCCUGGGCACAACUACUGGACACGGCCCCAGUGCCUUUAGUACACCGCAUACUCAAAUACCGAAUGCAGUUUCAAAAGGCCAAGAGCCCCCUUCAUCUGCACUUUACAAACCGAAAUGUGCAUUAAAUCUGAACUAUCUGUACACCAUGAUUGAGGAUUCGGAGGAAACUCAACGCCAUGUAGAUGCCAAUGGUACUUAUCUGAAGACCGGAACGUAUCAACCACUGCAAAAGGAGUCGAAGCCACUGGAGAUGCCGCCAGCAAAGCCAAUGGAGCGGAAUGCUACCCAAAAGGCUUUGCCAUCUCAAGAGAUUCCUAACGCUUCAACUCCGAAAUCAUCUCCACAGUCGGAGCGUCCGCAAGAUGUGAGGGCGUACACGAAUCCAUUUAGCGCUAUCGGAAAAGAGAUUACCCGGCAGCUGUACGAGUUCAGUGACCGUGUCAUGCAGCUGAAAAACUUGGAGCGCUUCUUUAAGAAGCAGUUCACUCGCAACUAUUACCCAAAUUUCUAUCAGCAUUGCCAGGAUGAUUUUAUAGACGUGCGUGCCAUUAUUAUGCGGUGCGAGAAUUCCACGUACCAUCACAUUUAUCAGGCUAUCCAUGAUCUGCGCCGGAUCAUCUUUACGGUGCGCUGUUACCUUCAGAUGUACUCGGACGAGAACCUACUCUACUACAUCGAUCUCUACGAGCGCUCUGUGAACGACAUGCUGUCCAAGCCGCCACACUAUCCCAACCAGUAUGAUCACAUCAUGGGCAGGCCAGGCGAAAAGCUCUUCAACUUUGAAAUCUAAGUGAAACAGUAUUGACAUUGUGAUCAUCAACUGAGAUUUAAGCGAAUUAUCCCGCUUAUUUAGCAUUUACACGCGUGGGUGGGUUAAGUAGAUUCAUUUAAUUUCGAAAUCAAUUAGACAGACCACAAAGAACUAAGCCAAAUUUUGAAAAAUCCAUAAUUUAAUGUUAAUUGACUGAAAAUAGUUUUAAAUCCGAUUCAUCAAUACCAUAACUCCCGUUCUUUGGUCGCAACAUUUAUUCAGCAUGUAAUUCAUACAGGUCUUAUAUUUUAUAAUGUAGUAUUUAUAACAUCUUUUUUUGUACACAUUGUACGGAUCUAACUGCAUUUUGUUAAAUUCACUACAAAAAUGGCAUGUCAAUCAAAUUUAAAUUUGUACAAUUAAAUAAAAAUCGCGAAGUGAUGCUAGAUCUCAUCAAAUUUCAUAA